AUUGAUCUUACUGUUCAACAUUGGUGAAGAAAAUCUUGCAUGUGCACGCCUCUAUGAAUCAGAGCCUGGAAAAUGGGGUGAUAUAAGCUCAGUAACCAUGCAGCCAUCUAUGUCCUUGCGGUUCAGUCCUGGUGUCCUGGUCAGGAAUACAGUUUGCUGGCAUCUUCGUUUUGGCGACAUCCUUGAGUUUUGUUUGGAUACAAAAACUCUAGCCUUAAUUCAGAAGCCAGAGGGCACCUACUUUACGGAGCAGUCAUCCGUUCGGGUGGUGCGGACUGAAGAUAGAGAACUUGGCCUUGCAGUCGUGUCCAAACUGAGCAUCCAAUUAUGGGGGAGGAAAGCCAAUUCAAAUGGUGUUGUUGGAUGGGUGCUGCAGAUAACUGUUCAACUGGAAAAGCUCCUUCGCCUAAAGCCGUUAAGGAAGGUAUGGCUAACAAGGAUUAUAGGGUUUGACGAGGACAGCAUUGAGAUUUUACUUUUUGCAGCUCAUCGCAUGUUCAUGGUUCAACUGGAGUCAAUGCAGUUCAAGGAACUUGCUGUAAUAAGUUGUACCACUGAGUAUUAUCCCUACAGAAGUUUUUAUGCUGCAGUCGGUGGUGGAGAUGAUGGAGGUGAAAUAUUGAAUAACACAUGAGAUGGUCAGCCUAUUAGAUCCUGCUGCGUUGGUUGAAAAGGUGAUGCACGUUUUUAUCUUUUGCUAUGUAUAUACACUCUGCUUGCUAGCAUCUUAUUAGUUCUACUGUACGUGCUGCAAAUGUGUACCAAUUUCAUCACACUUGAUUGGUUAGUAUUUUCUAAAUGGCAUGCUGAUGCAAUUAGUGUACAACCAUAUGGGAUAUUGCAAGACCGGAAUCUAAUUAACUCCUUCAUGAUUUUCCAGUGUAAAUGAUCCGAUGCUCCUUUUUUUUUUAUGUAACUGGUGUUGAGUACACUCGUUGUUUUACCCGUUUCCACUACUGCUCGGGUUUGCAGUUAUGUAAAUGUUUCAUAUUGAUGCAUGGUUUUCCU
Molecule: messenger RNA, 1008 nt
Organism: Panicum hallii
Lineage: Eukaryota; Viridiplantae; Streptophyta; Magnoliopsida; Poales; Poaceae
Exons: 2
Coding region: 98-634 (178 amino acids)
Source: RefSeq, a predicted model, not a curated record